GGGGCUGCGUUCGGGGAGACGGCGAGCGGGCAGGACGGCCCGCCGCGCAGCUCGCGCGUAGACCAGGCGCAGAAGAGGUCCGUCUUUCGCAGCGUCGAUGCGGCCGCGACGGCGCUCCAGCAGUCGCCCGUUCUCAAGGCCGAGUGGAUUGCUACCCGCGCGCUUCCUGAGGUGGCAUCGGCGCCAGCCCAGACAGUGCAGUCGGAGUUGAACUCGAAGACGAUGGUCUACGUCGAUUGCUCGCGCCUGAACGCUGCCGAGGUGUCCUUCCUGAGCAGGCGUCGGGCUGGCCAGUUCAAUGUGGCCCCUUUCAAGGGCUGGGCCAUCGAGGGCGCCCCCGAGGACUGCUGCGCGGUGAUCGACGACAUGCCGAAGGAGCUCACUGUGGGGCACAGGACAGCCCCCGUCGCCGGCGGACCGCGGGCGAGCAUGGUCGAAGGCAAGCAGGACAGCACGUGGAAGAGGAGGUCGUUGGGGGCGCGCGACGAGCACGAGAUGACCAGGACGGUCAGGGGCAAGCCUAACGGCGAGACGGAGGACAACAGCAGCGACGGGGCAGACGGGGCUAGCGCGGCCGGCCGCAGCACGGUGGGCGGCCCCAAGAGGAAAGAUAAGGCUGCCUCCGCGUCCGACGCCUCGGGCGCGCAUCAAACAUCGGCGUCGGUGGCCGAGCAGCUCGCGGCCAUCGACGCCGCGGUCGAGGCCGCGACGUUCAACCCCAGUGUAGCGGGGCCGGGGCCGCAGGGCCAGCGUCUCCUGAAGAUGCCCCCAGACUGCAAGACGGUAGUCUCGGCCACCAGCGGUCCCAAGCGCACUCCCAGCGGCAUUGGUUUUGACAGCGGCGCCUCGGCUGCGGGCGGCGGCGCGGCGCAUUCCGCUUGCCCGGCGGGCCCGAAGGACAAGUGCUACAACUGGAUCCAGCAGAGCGACCUGACGAGAACUCUCGAUUGCAAGCCGAUGGGGAGGGAAUUGGGCGAGGGCAGCGAGCUGAUCGGAAGGCUUGCUGGACAGCGCGGGUUUCAAGCCCUCAGCUCGCGCAUGAAGUUGGCAGAGCUCGCCCGCGCAUGCCCCAUCGCCCGCGGCAGAUUUGCUGGGGGGGGCAACGGAGAGUGCGACCACGCGAAGCUCGAGGCAGCCAGUGCGAAGUACCCUUGGAGCCAGACCCAGCACAUGGCGAGGCGUAAGUUGCGCAAGGACUUGAAGGUGAUCGAUGUGGGCAUCAACGGCGUGGGCGAGUCGAAUCUGGACGAGCUCGUGAGCAGCAGCGUUUGCUUCAACAUGACUGGCGAUGCCUUCUCCAUGGACUUCGAUCCAUUGGGCCCCUUUCUCAAACACGGGUCGAGUAUCAGCGCCGAGAAGUGCGGCUUCUUUUUCGAGUUCUUGCUUCAAGAGGUGUUUUGUCCUUGGUGCAUGAAUGAUUCGGAGUGCGCAGACGCCGUUCGCGCGAUGGCGAAGGUGGUGCUCAAGCACGUGGGCGCCGAGCUGCGCGGUCUCAACUUCCCGGCGGAGUUCGAGGCGGAGUUUUUGGAUAUCAGCGAUUGCAUGAAGUUCGUGGGUGCGCUGGCCAUCGCGACCGGCGAUUGCUCGGAGUUUCCCAUCGAAGGUCAGUGGCAGCCUGGGAGCAAUUCGGCCAGCAAGUCAAGGAGAAGUUCAGGUGGCUGGAGACGCUUGCGGAUGAAGACCUCCGCGCAGUCGCCCUGGCGCCACAAGAAGAGAUCACCCUCGCGGCAGGGCGACUCGAGGCAGCAAUCGCUGCGUUGGUCGGCUGGCAUUCGGGAUUUUUUUCGGCCUCAUGCAUUCAACAGCUUCGACGAUCAAGCGAAGAAAGCCGUGGAGUACGUGUGCAAGGGCGUCAUGAUCCAGGGCCUGGACGCGACGAACGUCCCUCCUGAGCGGGCGAGGGCCCUUCGGGAGCUCAUGAGGGUGGCCCGGCAGCUGCUCCCGAUGGACGAUGAGAUCAACGCUUGGGCGACGCACCUGGACAAGAAGCUGGUGCUCGACGGAAUGGUCGCCAAACAGGAGAAUAAUGACGAGCCCGACGCCUCGAUGCGGGCCAACUUCAUGGAGGCGCUGACGACCUCCUCCGGCACGGCCGCCCCCGACGCAGAGACGGAGCUCGCCCUGAAUGGCGUCUUCUGGACUUGGACCGCCAUCGUUCGCGCUAGCAGGGCGGACGACGGCAUGGGCUUCGAGCAUUCCGAACAACCAUUGGCGACGGUUACAGGCAACCUCAAAACGACGAACAACAAGGCCGCCAAUAACAUAAUCCAGUACCUCGCGGUGUUUCGGCACUUACAGGGAGCGCGGCAUGCCCUGAGGGAGCUCGGAAGUGGCCCGAUGGACAUCGCCAGGCACGGCGACGCGAUCCGCCUCGCCCAGGAUGGUCCGGGCCAAAGCUUCGCGAUGAAG
Messenger RNA from Prorocentrum cordatum, 2409 nucleotides. Lineage: Eukaryota; Dinophyceae; Prorocentrales; Prorocentraceae. The record is from the annotation of a GenBank genome assembly.